AUGGUGCACAUUCUUGGCACGUUGCUACCAGAGAAACAGCUAGUCAAGUUCGCGUUGACACAUUUCUAUGGCAUCGGACACCAAACUGCUGCACGGAUCUGUGCCCGUGCUCAGAUACACGACAGGUGCAAGAUUCGCGGGCUCACAUCCCCACAAAUCACGACCUUGACGGCUUUCCUGUCUUCGCCGUCUACCGCGCCCACCCUGCCUUCCUUCCCGCUCGCGACGCUGGAUUACGUCCCUCCUCGGCCACUCGGUGCCGAGCUACGCAGGGAGAUCAGGGAUAACAUUGCGCAUCUGCGAAACAUCGGGAGUUACGUGGGGAGGCGGCAUGCUCAGGGAUUCCCCGUCAGGGGGCAGAGAACCCACUCCAACGCGAAGACGGCGAGGAAACUCAACAGGGUCGUGCGGUACUCAUAG
Messenger RNA from Fomitopsis serialis, 420 nucleotides. Its product is annotated as mitochondrial 30S ribosomal protein S13. Gene Ontology annotation, biological process: translation. Lineage: Eukaryota; Fungi; Basidiomycota; Agaricomycetes; Polyporales; Fomitopsidaceae. Gene Ontology annotation, molecular function: RNA binding; structural constituent of ribosome. Gene Ontology annotation, cellular component: mitochondrion; small ribosomal subunit; ribosome. The record is from RefSeq and is a predicted model, not a curated record. The coding region runs from base 1 to 420 and encodes 139 amino acids. The transcript has 3 exons.